Messenger RNA from Pestalotiopsis fici W106-1, 756 nucleotides. RefSeq names its product proteasome subunit alpha type-4. The transcript is spliced from 4 exons. Gene Ontology annotation, cellular component: cytosol; proteasome core complex, alpha-subunit complex; proteasome core complex. NCBI's taxonomy places the organism in Eukaryota, Fungi, Ascomycota, Sordariomycetes, Amphisphaeriales, Sporocadaceae. Gene Ontology annotation, biological process: ubiquitin-dependent protein catabolic process. The record is from RefSeq and is a predicted model, not a curated record. Bases 1 to 756 code for a protein of 251 amino acids.
AUGUCUCGUCGCUACGAUUCCAGAACCACCAUCUUCUCACCCGAAGGUCGGCUUUACCAAGUCGAAUAUGCCCUAGAAGCCAUCUCCCAUGCUGGCACAGCCAUUGGCAUUUUGGCAAAAGAUGGAAUUGUCCUGGCCGCCGAGCGGAAGGUGACUUCCAAGCUUUUGGAGCAAGACACAUCGGCCGAGAAGCUGUACAUUCUGAACGACAACAUGAUCUGCGCAGUCGCAGGUAUGACAGCCGAUGCCAACAUUCUCAUCAACUACGCCCGACAAGCCGCCCAGCGCUACCUCUUGACCUACAAUGAAGACAUCCCAUGCGAGCAGCUCGUGCGCAGACUAUGCGACCUGAAGCAAGGCUACACUCAACACGGUGGUUUGCGGCCGUUUGGUGUAUCUUUCAUCUAUGCCGGAUGGGAUCCCCAAAGACAGUUCCAGCUGUACCUCAGCAAUCCAUCGGGCAACUACGGCGGAUGGAAGGCAACAAGUGCCGGUGCCAACAAUGCGAGCGCUUCGAGUUUAUUGAAGCAAGACUACAAGGAAGAUUGCACACUGAAGGAGGCUUGUGGCAUGGCUGUCAAGGUGCUCAGCAAGACGAUGGACUCGACCAAGCUCAGUAGCGAGAAGAUCGAGUUCGCCACAGUCGGACAAACGGAGGAUGGCAAGAUCUACCACAGACUUUGGAGCGCAGAUGAGAUCACGACACUCCUAAAGGAGCACGACCUGGCCAAGGAUGAGAACGUUGAUGACAAAUAA